AUGAAUCUCAAAGAGAAGAUACAAAAGGCAUCCGCUCAUUCAAAAAGCAUGUUGAAGAAGAGAAGUAAACAAGAUGAAGUAGAAACAACAUCUAAGUCCUCAUCGGAGCAACAAAAGAAACGAAAGAUGGAUGCUCCGAACAACGUUGCAAAAACAUAUCAACAAAAAUCCUAUCAAGGAUAUAUUGAUCAAUUAGAUGAAUGUAUGAACAAUCAACCAGGUUUUACCUCAUCUCAUAGUUUAACGUCAUCGGAAGGAAAGGGAGCCACCAAAAACUCGCUUGCUUCAACUUCUAAAUUAAUUCACAUCACUAACAGUAACGCCAUUCAUCCAAUAGUUAGGAAAGAUUUAUUGAAUAGAGAUAAUGAAGAAAAUGUUUUUCUUUCUCUCAUUCAAAGCGUUGUUUUUGAUAAUAUUUUGAACGGAAAGGAUGUCGUUUGCGAAUAUUGUUCAGUAGGAAGUUACUCAUCGUUUGAUGCUCAGAAUAAUGUGUUGGAAGAUUGUGCAUUGUCGUAUUUAAUUCCAUUACUCACCAAUGUGUAUAAGGUUACAAAAUCUAAGAAGCUUAAUAAUUUAGGACUCGUACUAUUAGAUUCAGAGGAGCUGCUAAAAACUCUGAAAACAACCGUUGAAACAACUUUACCUUCGUCUCUAGAAUCUGGUAUUAUUUCUUUUGCACAAAAUGAAGAAGAAAUUGAAGAAAGCUCUAUUGUGAUUUCAACAUUAAGUCAUAUUAUUCGAGUGCUGAAGGAGCGGCCGGAUUUAUUCUCAAAAUCUUUACGGUGUGUCGUAUUUCACUUAGGAAAUGAUUAUUAUGGCCGACUUUCAGAGUUAUUCAAUACUCUAAGUGAAGUUUGCAAAUAUUUACCACAAAAAACUUCUCGUCAGACUCUAUUUUACUCCAAUUCCAUAUCGAGUAAGACUUCAGAAUAUGUCUUGAACAAUUUGACAAGAGCACAUCCUCCAUUUGUGAAAAUGAGUGAUAUUUUAGCUGAAGAUGCUCUCAUCAAACAAUCCAUUGAGAUGGAUAAGAGUAAGCAACGACAUUCUUACAUCUAUGUGAAUUAUCCUCUCAAAUUAGUUUACUCAUUCUCGUUAUUAGGAUUUCUCGCAAAAUAUAGAACAUUUCAAACCAUAUUUAUUUAUUUUGAAAAUGCAGAACUUUGUGAAUACUACUCUUCCUUAUUUACACAAACGAAAGAUUACAAAUCACUUACAAAGAAAACAACCAUUCAUUUUGUCUAUGAUGGCAUGAUUCACACACCCACAUGUAAAGAUGCAUCUCGAGCAGUUGUUAUUCAUUUUGACAUGCCACAAGACAAUGCCACCUACUUGCAAAGAAUUGGAAAUGUUCGAAGGUCCAUUGUUCUUUACACAAAGGGAAUGAGCCCUACCUCUGACACUCUAUUUUCUGAAAAAUCAGACCAUUUAGAGAAGUAUGACAAGUUUUCUACGGAACAACAUUUGGAUUUAUCGAUUCAAUUUCAGUGUGAAAAGGCUGUUGAAAAGAGUAAUGCACUGAGAGAUGCUUUGAAGCCUGCCCUUAAAUCCUUUAGAAUGCUUCACGGUACCUUUCUUGAUUCUAUUGCCAUAAGAAAACAAAAAUCAAAUAUCAAAUCUGUGAAACACAAAAACAAGCUCUUGCAAGAUUCUGAGAUUUUACAGCCAUUUGCAGUGACAGAAACCAAUGUUGUUCAAAAAUCAUACGAGUUCUUUAGAGGACUUCUUCUACCUGAAGAGUUGUGUUAA
Molecule: messenger RNA, 1749 nt
Organism: Naegleria lovaniensis
Lineage: Eukaryota; Heterolobosea; Eutetramitea; Acrasida; Naegleriidae
Exons: 1
Coding region: 1-1749 (582 amino acids)
Source: RefSeq, a predicted model, not a curated record